This is a messenger RNA of Chanos chanos (milkfish), 1932 nucleotides long. Its product is annotated as rac GTPase-activating protein 1. Gene Ontology annotation, biological process: mitotic cytokinesis; mitotic spindle midzone assembly; Rho protein signal transduction. Bases 1 to 1932 code for a protein of 643 amino acids. NCBI's taxonomy places the organism in Eukaryota, Metazoa, Chordata, Actinopteri, Gonorynchiformes, Chanidae. The transcript is spliced from 16 exons. Gene Ontology annotation, molecular function: GTPase activator activity. Gene Ontology annotation, cellular component: nucleus; centralspindlin complex; cleavage furrow. The record is from RefSeq and is a predicted model, not a curated record.
AUGGGGGAAGCGUUUGUGAGAGAGCUUCUGAAUCUGUACCUCCAAAGGAUUGCUGUGGAUGAAAACACAAAUUCAGAAUUCGAGUUCAUUCAGGUGGUAAGGAACUUUGAAGCCACCAGGAAGAAAUGGCUUUAUGCAGAGUUGGAACUGAAAAAAUGCAAAGAACUUCUGGUGAAAUCGGAUGUGGCCCGGGCAGCACUGGAGGUCAAACUCAAACAUGCUCGCAACCAGGUGGAUGUGGAGGUCAAGAAACGCUACAAAGCUGAAGCGGAUUAUCAGUACCUGGAGCGUCAGAUGCAGCUGAUAUGUGAUAUACUUGUGCACGACAGUAAAUCAAGUGCCUGCCUCAGUGAUGAACAGAGGUCUAUGCUGGCCAGCUUCAAUCACAGAGGGGCCAAUAUCACUCAGCACAAAAGCAAACGACUAUCAGUCAUCGAUGAAGCUUCUUUUCUCUCUCAUUCUGAUAUCAGCUAUGACCGGACAGAUGAUGAGCUGGAUCUGGACAAUACUGCAGUUAAGCCUCUGAGGUCAAGGGCUCGGGAGAAAAGGCGGUCUUCAAUGGGGCCAAUGAACGGUGCUGUUGUACAUAAACGUGGAAGGCUUAGUGGCCGUUCAGGGGAUCCCCUCGUAGGAAGACAAAUGGAUAAGGAAGUGGAGACAACUAUUGUGAAAGCAUCUGUCACUACACCAGAGAGUGGAGGUCAAAUUCACAUGGUAAUAGACAUUACCCAAGAGACUCCAGAAAAGCUUCCCAGGGCUCUCCAAAAUGAACAUCUACCAAUAGUAGCAGAACAAACCUCAGUAUGGGCUCAGGGGGAUGAGACUAAUACAGAAGUAGAGAGCAUUACAGAUAUGAAGAUCACCACCAUCGAGCCCAAAUACUCCCAAAGUGACCCUCCCACAGUCCGGAAAACCUUGCAACACGUCUUUCUUCCAAAAACAGUGAUUCGACCAGAGACAUGCACGCCCUGUGGGAAGAGGAUUCGUUUUGGGAAGAUGGCGGUGAAAUGUAGGGAUUGCCGAGUGGUCACUCACCCUGAGUGUAAACACCUGUGCCUUGACAGCUGCUUCCCCAGUGCACAUGGACUGUCACACACCACUGAAGACACUCUAGAGAACUUUGCUCCUUCAAUUCGACCUAUGAUUCCUUCUUUGAUCAUCCAGUGUGUAAAUGAAAUUGAAAGAAGAGGUCUUGAGGAGAAAGGCAUUUAUCGUGUGCCAGGCGGAGAGCGCUUGGUGAAGGAGCUCAGGGAGAGGUAUGUCAGUGGGAAAGGGCAGCUCAUGCUCCGUAAAGUGGAUGACAUUCACGUCGUGUGUGGACUUCUCAAGGACUUUCUGAGAAAACUCAAAGAGCCUCUCAUCACCUUCAGGCUUCAUCAAAAAUUCAUGGAUGCCUCUGAAAUACUUGAUGAUGAGCAGAGCUCAGCAAUGAUGUUCCAGGCUGUAGCAGCACUUCCUCAGCCAAAUAAAGACACACUGGCUUUUCUUAUACUGCAUCUACAGAGGGUCAUGCAGAGUCCACUGUGUCAGAUGGAUCAGAACAAUCUAGCCAGAGUAUUUGGCCCCACCAUCAUUGGACAUGCUAUUCAAGAGCCCUCACCACUGACCAUCAUGAGAGACACAAACACACAGCCAAAAGUAAUGGCUCGAUUGUUGUCCCUUCCUGUGGACUACUGGAAAGGCCUCCUCACUCUUCAUCCAGAUCAGAUCAUUGCUUCUGUUGUGGAUGCAAACAUUAACAGGAUGGACCAAAACACAGACAGAGAUCAGAUGUUCAAACCUUUGACUUCUCCUGAACUGAGUAAAUAUUCCAAAGUUCCUAACACAGGGUCCCUGAAAGGGAGGAUCAAGACAUUGGGGAAUGCCUUCAAUAAUGCAAGCAAGCCAAAGACAGAGCCAGGAAAGAAAAAGUUCUUUACAUCUCCAAAGUGA